This is a messenger RNA of Sclerotinia sclerotiorum 1980 UF-70, 345 nucleotides long. RefSeq lists its product as hypothetical. Bases 1 to 345 code for a protein of 114 amino acids. The record is from RefSeq and is a predicted model, not a curated record. Lineage: Eukaryota; Fungi; Ascomycota; Leotiomycetes; Helotiales; Sclerotiniaceae. The transcript has 3 exons.
AUGAAUGAGAAUCUUGAUGAUUCAACAUUCAAAUUGUACAGGAAUGCUACACUCCGUACAUUCACUCACAAUCAUAAGACCAUUCUCUAUUUUUUCCUACAUAGAGCCGCUGAUGAGCCGCUGAUUCAGAGAAAAUGCCCAUCUCGUCCUCAAACUUCACAGACCGAGGAAAAACUUCAAAAGCUUUAUACUAGUAAUCUAGAGCUGCAGCAAGUUCAGACCCUUCUGCAUCACGGCGAGCGACCUCCAACAUUCACUCGCUUUGAAAGUUCCCUGGAAGAACCAUACAGGAUCAAAUUGAAUGGUCCUGAAUUUUCAAGCAAGCCUAAACCUGCUGGCUAUUGA